Rosa rugosa (rugosa rose) is the source of this 1910-nucleotide messenger RNA. RefSeq lists its product as uncharacterized. Bases 159 to 1910 code for a protein of 583 amino acids. The transcript has 5 exons. The record is from RefSeq and is a predicted model, not a curated record. NCBI's taxonomy places the organism in Eukaryota, Viridiplantae, Streptophyta, Magnoliopsida, Rosales, Rosaceae.
UUGAGGUGGCUGAACAGGAAACAACUUCAGAAAAAAACAAGUGGGAGAAAGAGCUUCAGAAAAAGGAGGAGGAGAUAAGAUAUAUCACUGUGGAGAAAGAUAAUUUGAAGACAAAACUGAACGAAAAGGAACAGGAACUGAGGAAAAUCACGGAGGAAAUGAUGAAUCUGGAGGAACGAAAUGCUACACUUGUGACCGACAAUUUCUGCCUUGCAUCAUCGGUGAAGGAGUUAGAGAUAAAAUUGAAGGAAUUGGAGCAAAUGUUGAGCCAAAAGACUCACACCUCAACAGCAGCUCAGCAGCACAGCUCCCCACCACCUACCUCUGCAGAAGAAAAAAAUGAAUCAAAUGGAGCUGCAUCUAAGGCUGCUGAAAACGCAGAAAAUAAAGAUCAAUCGACUGUUGAGGAAGCUCAGUCCCAUGGCAUCUGCACAGUCGAAGAAUGUGCAGCAGCAGCAGCAGCUCAAUCUCCACCUCACUGCACAGUGCAAGAAGAAACUCAAUCGACAACUCCAUCGCAAAAGGACUCACUGUUCCAGAGCCCCACAGUCUGCAUGCUCACAGUCGAAGAAAUGGAAAAACAAGCUGACAUGUUUCAGAUAGUAAAAAGUCCUGUAGCUGCGCGUGGCCUUCCACUUUGUACGUUGAGCCCAGAGAAAGAGGAGAAGACACCAGAGGAGAACAAAACAGGAGAGUUAACAAUGCGCCUUACAGAGCAACAUUCUGGUGAAACUGUAUCAUCAAUGGGUCUCUACUCUUACGUUGUGAGAUUAAAGAAUAGGAGAAGAAUACAGAAAAAGGACAACAUUUACUGGUGGGGGGAUGUGAAAGCAAAACGAAAGAAGAAAGCAAAGGAGAUUGAACAGAGAUUGAAAGAGGCUGAAAAGAAAGAAAAAGAAGAAAAAGAAAAUGAGAUGAAGGCCUCACUGCCAGAUGCUGAACGUAAAAGGCUAGAACAGAUGGUAGCACAACAGAAGUUGGACGAUGUACCAGAGGAUGUUCGGGAAGCAAUAAGACAGAUGGACGCUGCAGAAAAUGCACAAAUCAAUAAAGAGCAAGAAGAGAAGCAGCUACCUCCUGAGGUCGUAGACUGGGAGGAGAGCAAAGUAUACAAAUUUAUGGACCAGGACACCAAGAGGAGAGUCCAGAAAUACUGGCAAAAUGCACCAUCAGGAGUAUACUUCUGGGAUGGAAGACAGUAUGGAGCACAAGUUUCAAGACAGGAUUUAAAAGACAUGAUCAUGGACGAACCGAUAGCAAGCAAUUGCAUCGAAUGUUAUGGAAUUCUCUUGACUGAUCAGCUGUUGGAGAAAGAAUCACAAGGAUUGGAUGUCCCAACUUUUAUGAAUCCCUUGUGCUGGAAUUCUGCAGAAAAUUUGACGGUGUAUUAUGUACAUCUGUACCUAUGCGAACCACUGUUCCAGAAUCUGGCAAGAUCCAACUAUAUAUUGUUCCCAAUCUCACAUGAAUCAGGAUUUCAUCAUACACUGCUCAUUUUUGACAAGGAAUUAAAGAACUGGUACCACUGUGAUUCAAAAAGACCGAAAAAAUCAUCAACUGGAAAAUCCUUUAAAAAUGUACAAAAAAUGGUUGACAUGGUAGAACUUUGGAUGACAGCAGUAAAAGAACAAGCCGAUGACAUGCUGGAACAGGGAUGCAGAAUGAAAUUUGAUGAAAAGAACAGUUCAGAAGAAGAACUGAAAAUGAUGGAAGUUCCAUUGACUGAAACCGAGAGAGAAAGCAUAAAGUGGAUCAAGAAUAACUAUAAAACAAAAAUGGCAGUGACAGAACUCAAAGACAGCCCUCAGCAAGGAGAAGAUUCAUUGGAUUGCGGACUUUUUGUAAUGUACACAAUGGAGACGUACAAUUUCGAAAAAAGGGAGAGUUCCAAAGAAGCUCACAAAGGAUGA